This is a messenger RNA of Microplitis mediator, 3223 nucleotides long. Its product is annotated as sodium/hydrogen exchanger 9B1-like. Lineage: Eukaryota; Metazoa; Arthropoda; Insecta; Hymenoptera; Braconidae. The record is from RefSeq and is a predicted model, not a curated record. The transcript is spliced from 6 exons. Bases 1082 to 2983 code for a protein of 633 amino acids.
CCCGAAAGCGGUUUUUUAAAUUUCUGUCGGGAAAAAAAAAAUUUUAAUUAACGACAGGUGUAACUUUUAUAAUCACAAACACACAAUAGCAGGUGACGCGGGUGGACGUCAACCCCAGAUGUAAGUUACGAAAAUAAUUUCAUGGGAAUUACGUGACUUGGAGUUUGCUGGAGAGAAGCAGCAGCAGAUAAGGGUUGAAAGGACACACAAAACACUCACUUACUAGUGAUUAUGGUGGUGUUAGUGGGCAGUGUAAUAGUGAUUGUAUAUCGACGCGUUACCCGCGGCCGUUCAGAGAAGACUGUUAGCCCCCAAGGGGGGUCGGCAUGGUUUUAGCUGCUCUCUCAUAGCAGUAGAGGAAAGAGAUGUGGGUGAAAGUGGUGGCGUCGGCGCGAGGGAUCCGCGAAAAGGUGCGCCAACACCCGCUGCCGGUAGAUAGACAAGAGUAGUAGAUUGUAGUGUACUAGUAGUAUAGUAGUAUAGUAUUAUAUUGGAGACGAAGACGAAGACGAAGAAGAAGACGAAGAGCAAGCUUGCGCGCAAUGGAUAGAGCACUCGGGGGAUUUCACCCGGACCCAUACAGAACCAGCCUGAUUCCUAAUCCCGAAUUCGUCUGGGGGACAACGAAGAAGGGAAGAAUUGUUAUAAAAAAUUGUUAAAAUAAAUAUAAACAUAAAAAGAAAUGAUAAAUGAUGUAAAACAAAAUAACGGAAUAAAUUUAUAGAGAGGUAAAAAAUAUUAAGAGAUGAAAAGUUCAAGGUAGUUACUUUAUUUCCUCUUAUUUUUAUAACCUUUUACUUGUUUUAUUAUUAUUUUAUUUUAUAUAUUCUACGACAAGUUACUCAUUUUUAUUUUAUUUAUCCCUGAUUUAACUUUGAAUAUUAUAAAUGUACGAGGGUUGAAUUCAUCCAGCUGUUGCUGCAAUUUGUCGAUACUAAAAGACGUAAUAACAAAAUAGAAAAAAAAGAAUAAAAUAAAAAAAAUGAAGCUUGAUUAAAUGUCAAGUGAGAUUAUGUGAGUUGAAUAUAUAUUUUAAUAAAGAAUGAAAUGACAAAUGUUUAUUGGUUAAAUCACUAAUGAAAUGGAAAGACGAGUGACCGUGGAAAUAGACGAGACAAUAGAUAUUCGUGAGAUCGGCACUGAGGAUUUCAGUACAUUACAGAGGCCAAUCAAUGAUGAUGAUUACGGAGAUGAAAGUUGCUGUGGGCGGGCAAUCUGGUGUCAUCCGGCGGUUCGUAACACCCGGGUCUACAAUCCUCUUUCAAUGUGUGUUAAAAUAAUCACCUGGUCGGGUCUGAUGUGGCUAUUGACGUGUUUGACGUUACUAAUGGUCACCUUUUCUACGAUGUACUUCCUAAUGGACAAGUUAAUGCUACCCGGUGGGACCUUAUUCGGACUAUUCUGGCUGGUCGUCGUCGCCUACGCACUCGGUUGGAGUCUCACGUACAUCCCGUACCUCCAUAUACCGCCGGUCUUUGGUAUGCUGCUUGCAGGAAUUAUUUUCCGUAGCACUGGAUUCUAUCAGAUCCACGAUCACAUUAGUUUCGAUACCACCACGAAAAUACGGACAUUCUGCGUAACUUUUGUGAUGAUCAGAGCCGGGCUUCAACUGACGACCACUGCACUGAGAAGCCAGCCUAUUUUUCUACUGAAACUAGGACUGCUGCCGUCGACAGUUGAAAUUUUGACAAUCAGUCUCUGCAGCAGAUUUAUUCUACGGUAUCCCUGGGACUGGUCAUUUCUCGCUGGGACGAUUAUGACUGGGAUGUCACCGGUUGUUACUGUUAAUUGUAUACUUGCAUUGGCUGAAAAGGGCUACGGGGAAGAUAAAGAUCUGGCUGGUAUUAUUGCCACGGCAGCUACCAUUGACAGUAUUCACGUCAUUUCAAUGUUUUCAAUCUGCUUUACGGUCGUUUUCAGCGAAGGUAUCCCUUUUCAAAUUUAUCUAUCUUUUCAAUUUAAUCCCGCCUAUUUAUACACACCCAUAAAUAAAUGUAUACCCUCCUAUACAUACAUAUAUAUCUAUUCAGACGGGAAAAAAAAUAUAUGGAAACACAUACCGUCAGGACUACGAGAUCUGGUUGCAGGACUUGUAGUUGGAAUAGCCUUGGGAUUUAUAUUUGGUUUUUUGCCUCACCGAACUGCGAAAUAUGUUACAUUUUAUCGCAUAACGGGUCUGAUAAUAGGCUCGUUAAUGUUUACGUCCGGGGCAAGUAUGUUUGCAGUAACUGGUGGCGGUUAUCUAGCGACGAUGGUUAUGUCAUUUGUCUCAAGUUCCUGCUGGAAGCAACUUUCUGGAAAUCCCUUUAACGUUAUACCGUUUCAAAAAACACUUUUUUUUAUAUGGCAUUUUAUGCAGCCAGUUCUGAUGGGAAUAAUCGGCGCUGAAAUGGACCUAACGCUAUGGUCGACACAGCGAUUUGGCCUCCAUAUUUCCUGUAUUCUCAUGGGACUCCUGGCACGAAGCUGCUUCGCGAUCCUCGCCAACCAAGGAACUAAUUUCAACAUGAGAGAACGUAUAUUUGUAGCGUUAGCGUGGCUACCAAAAGGCAGCCUUCAGGCAACGUUGGCGCCGUUGACACUUGAGCACGCGGGGCAACGUGAGCAUCCGGAAAUAAUAUCACUGGCUACAGAUGUUCUGAGGAUGUCGGUCGUUUCAAUUUUGUUCCUGGCACCCCUGGGAGCGAUCAUUAUGAUGGUCACGGGUCCAGUUCUCCUUAACAAGAUUGACGAGGAGACUAAAACUCGACGUCGGCAGCUUAGUUUCCUCCAGUGGAGUAGCCUGCAACCAGUUAGACAUAAAUCAGUGAUCGGUGAUGCUGAUGAUCAAGAUGUUGAUCAAGAAGUUGAUCAAGAAGACGAUCAACAAGAGGAGUAUGAUAAUAUUGAUGCUGCUGAUGAUGAUGAUGAUGAUGAUGUCUAUAGCGAUGAUGAAAUUAAUAAUGAGGAUGACGAAUCUUUCGAUCGAGAUGUACGCAAAUAGACACAAUAAAUUAAUCCCACAUUACAAUAUAUGUUUGUUAUUAUUAUCAUUAUAUUAUAUAAUGAGUAGCGUAUCCGCGUGCCUUAAAUUGUAUACUUGGUAUAUACGCUCGUAUUGCUGGAGUGUCAUAUUUUUAAGUAUAUUAUUAUAUAGAAUCAUGCAUUACAAUUGGUCUCUUUUAUGUAUGUCCACAUAAAUAUAAAGACAAUAAUAACUUGUUUAUAUAUUGUUGUUUAAAAG